AUGCCCGUCAUCAUCCAAGCGCUGUGGCUCAAUCCAGAGAUCACGAUUGUCCAUCUGGGUGACAACAAUUUGGGAACUGCUGGAGUGGUCCAGCUUAUGGAGGUGCUCAAGGACCUUGAAGCCGUGACCAAGCUGAGUCUAAACGACAACGCCCUGGAUGUCGAUAGUGCUCGUGCGAUUGCCGACAUGCUGAAAGUCAGGACCAGUUACGUUCGGCUCUUUUUGCCCCGCAAUGAGUUUGGUGUAGCAGGCGUGCAAGCCAUCGCCGAAGCCCUCAAACUGAACAAGACGUUGACUUUUUUGCACCUUGGUUGCAAUGCUAUUGGGGACGACGGUACAAUCUCGCUCGUCCAUGCGUUGCGUGGUCACCCAACGCUUAAAUCUCUGAUUUUGCUUCAAAACGAGAUUAGUGACGCAGGAGUGAUCGUCCUGGCUGAUUUACUCAAACAAAACAAGGCACUUGAGGAGCUGGUUUUGUCUGAAAACGAGAUUGGUGACGCAGGAGCGAUCGCCUUGGCUGAUAUGUUCAAACACAACAAGUCACUCACGAACCUGAAAUUGGGCAAGAACAAGAUCACUGAAGUCGGGGCGCGCGCCUUCUCAAAGGCUCUGGAGAAUGUUCCAUCCAACGAACUCAAGUAUAUUGAGCUGUCAUACAAUAUCAUUGGCAUUUCCGAACAAGAGGCGAAAACAAAAUUCGAUCAUCGCUUCUUCAUUGACAUGCAACGAGAUCCUGCGACCAUUUACCCGCCUCUUCGCCCCGAGUUGUCGCCCCUGAUUCCUGAAGAUGUGCGACAGAACCUGACGCCGGUGCAACGCAAGCUGCUUGAGAGCCUCAUGGAAAAGGGCGAUAAAUUUGCACCCCGACUGAGAGUGUUUGACGACGCCACUGCUCGUGUGUUUGCCGAAGGUCUCAAAGUCAACACGACCCGAACCAAGCUCGAUCUCAUGGGCACUCGCUUCACUGCCACUGGCCUGGCCAUCCUGGCUGAGGCCAUCGGAUUGAACAAGAUUCUCACCGAAUUGGACAUGACCAACAUGAACAUUGACGACACGCUUGCACUCUCGGUCGCCACAAUCCUUCAGGCGACCACUUCUCUGACUGAAAUCCGGCAAGUUUCUUUGAUCGACAACCAGAUUGGGCAUGUAGGUGCGCAAGCGAUUGGGCAAGCUCUGCCUCAUUUGAAAGUGCCCCACCUCCUGAAUUUGUCGGGAAACCCGCUUGGCGACUUGGGCGCUGCCGCCAUUGCUGAGGGUCUGAAAGAAAACACGGCUCUUUGGCGCAUCGAACUGAAUGAUGCCGAGAUUGGUGAUUCGGGCGCAAUUGCUCUUGCGGAGGCUCUGAAAAUCAACCUCAAGACGCUGUCCAUCAUGAGCUUGGACCAGAACCACAUCACGGAAGAGGGUGUCUCCGGCCUGUUGGACGCUCUGAGAGUUCACCAAAAGCUGUGGUGUUUGAACCUGGAGGAAAACCCGCUCAGCGAGGAGGUGCUGAAGGCGUUUAUUGCCCGGCCGAUUGGAGACAAGCGGUUGUGGUUUGUGCCUGAUCGUGGCUCCAACAGGUGGAAAAGUCUUGUCCGACAAUGGAAUUUUGCUGCUCAACCCCAAGCACUUACCUCACCGCCGGCGCUUCCAAUCGGCAAUCGACUUGCUUCUUUUGGCAGCUCUGACGACAAGAUGCUGAGGAACCCCGAACACACCUCCCUUGCUGCUACUGCACCUCCAACUCACGAGCCACUCGGCUCGGUGUUUGCUGAGGCACUGACGCGAUUCCGGCGGACGGCACGCUCGCUCGGCAACUACGUCUUUUCGUUUGUCUGGCGCUCCGAUGAUCAACGUGCUUUCUAUGAAGCCUUGACUCCUGAGCAGCGGUUCAUUUACGACCUGAUUAAGAAUGGAGACAACCCUGGCACUGGCCGACCUGGCUGUGUUUCACUGAGUCAGAUGCGCAUUGGCAAUGAAGGCGCGCUGACCGUUGCGGCUGCGCUCAAAGUGAACAAGAACGUGACGAAGCUCGAUUUGUACCAAAACGGUAUCGAAGCGGAAGGAGCCAAGGCCCUUGCUGAGGCGCUCAAAGUGAACAACACGCUGGGAGAGCUGUGGCUUUCCGACAACAACAUUGACGAUGAAGGCGCGAUCGCGAUUGCAGAAGCGCUCAGGGUGAACACUGGUCUGGUCAAGUUGUUCAUGGGCGACAACCGCGUGGAAGAUGCAGGUGCGAUCGCUAUUGCAGCGGCCAUCCGUUGCAACAAGUCUUUGCGUGUGCUGAUCUUGAGCAACAUUUGUGACCCCUCCUGGAUUCGGGUUCAAGGCUGGACGGCACUGCAACAGGCUGAGCUUGCCAGCGGUGGUCGCCUUCGACUCGCAAAGAGCAACUGGGAUUUGAUUCCUGCCGACGAACUGCGCAAAAUGUAG
Capsaspora owczarzaki ATCC 30864 is the source of this 2415-nucleotide messenger RNA. RefSeq lists its product as hypothetical. NCBI's taxonomy places the organism in Eukaryota, Filasterea, Ministeriida, Capsasporidae. The coding region runs from base 1 to 2415 and encodes 804 amino acids. Gene Ontology annotation, biological process: activation of GTPase activity; nucleocytoplasmic transport. The transcript is spliced from 27 exons. Gene Ontology annotation, cellular component: nucleus; perinuclear region of cytoplasm; cytosol. Gene Ontology annotation, molecular function: small GTPase binding; GTPase activator activity. The record is from RefSeq and is a predicted model, not a curated record.